CACGAAUCAACCGCUAGGGUUGCUCCGGAACUCCAAGCGGUCGAGGAAGUCAACUUUCAGGCAAACCUGGACACCAGUUUACUGGUAUGUGACAUGCGUUAAUGAGUAUAUGGUAAUUAUGCUUUUACUUAGGGCCUUGUCGCUACCAUGGUCAAAUCCUUCCAAACCCAAACUCCUAACCUUUCAAGAUGAUCCUGGAAAAGUUCUUUACCAGAAAUAACUUACAGUUACCGCUCGCCAAAUAAGCUUUGCUAGGUGCGCGUAGUCGCUCUUGUUGGUGCCUCGCAACAUGCGUGGCCUUGGAGGUUCAACGCGAAAAGAACAGACCAGGGAUGAGCUGCUGGAUGCAGUCCGUUCAGAGCGGGCGGCCCGCAGCGACGCCCGCCAGCGCAACCGUGCAGCUGCCCUAAUCCAGCGCACAUGGCGGGGACAUGCGGCUCGGCGGAGGUUGCGAGCGGCGCUGGUUUCGGAGUGGGCGGCGGAGUACGGCCCUCUAGUGGCGGUGGCGGCUGCACCGGGCGGGGGAUCGGUUCAGGGGGCUGGGCCGCGGAGCCUGAGUGCGGAGGAGGUGGCGGCCAAGCUCCUGCCGCCCUUCCUCUUCCUCCUCAAGCCACCUCGCGCUGCCGCACCACCUGCCGUACCGCCUGCCGCGCCGCCUGCUGCACCACCAGCACCAUCGGCAACACCAUCAGCAGCCCCGGCAGCAGCUGCACCCGCAUCACCUCCUCCACCAAGGGCACCAACCGCAGCCACCGCACCCUCAGCAACACCAACACCAACAGCCACACGAGCCUCACCCGCACCAUCCACACCAGCACCCUCAGCAGCACCCUCCACUAAAACAGCAACACCGCUAAGGGCCAGCCCCCCUGGCGACCCGCAUGGUGACGGUCGCGCCCCAGGCGAAGGAGGAAGCUGCUGCCCCCACCUGCCCCCCGCGCUACUCAACAUGGUGCGAGGCAGUCUGGCGCUGCUGCUGCGCUCCUGCGCCGCGAGCGACCCACGGGACAGCUACCUGGCGCUAGCCACGUGCGGGGACGCGCGGCAGCGGGCCAGCUGGCAGGAGCAGUCCUGGCGGCUGCUGCUCGCAUGCUGCCGACUGGUGGCAGCACCAGCAGCGGGAGGGGGGCGGCCCGGCAGCACCAGCAGCGGGGCCGGGGGUGGCGGUGUCAGCAGCGGCAGUGGAUGCAUGUCCGACCCGGUGGUGGACGCUGCUGCGCUGCGGCUGGCGGUGCUGCUCACGGACGCUAGCGGCUGGAAGUGCCUGACACCGGGUCCCAGCCCCCAGCGCUCCGCCGCGCAUGCCGCCACCGCCCAGCUGCGCUGCCGGCUGUCCGCCCGCCCGCAGCCGCUGUUCGCAGCGCUGGCACGACUGCUGGCGGCACAACACCACCAGAAACAGGAGGGGAAGCAGGGGCAGGGGCUGCAGCAGGGACAGGGACAGGGAGGGCAGCGAGCUCCUCCUGCUCCUGCUCCCCCACCGCCGCCCCAACAGCCCCCGCAGCAGCUCUCCCGGCUGCUAGGGCUGGUGGUGGCGGUGCUGCGGUCCGCACUGGAGGGGGAGGAGCAGGGGGGGCAGGGGCGGGACGGGGAGCAGGGGCAGGGCAGCAGCAGCAGCAAUGGAGGUGUGGCAGCAGGAGCUGGAGGACGAGGCGAAGGCGGUGGCGGUGGCGGCAAGGGGUGGCGGUGUGUGGCUGCAUUCGCUCAGCUGGUGCUGGUGGCCCCCGGGGCGGUGGGGGCGGUGCCGGAGGAGGUGCAGGCCCGGCUGCGCGCCCCGGACGUGUGGGUGCCGCUGUGCCGCUGUGUACGGCAGCUGGUGCGGAGCGGACAGCUGGGGGGUGCCGUACAGGCCGCCUGGUGCCUCUCCAACCUGAUUCAGCUGCUGCUGGGGCCCUGCAUGGGGCCGGGGGCAGGAGGGGCAGGGGCGGCAGGGGCUGCAUGUCGGGUGUUGGCCCCCCUGUCCGACUCCCUGUGGGGGCCCAAGCAGGUCGUGGGGGCCAGCACCAGCACCAGCAACACCAGCAGCCGGGCGGGAGCAGGGACAGCAGCAGGGACAGCGCGGACUGCAGCAGCAGCGGGGACAGGCAGUCAGGGGCCAGGCAGGCAGGGGGCAGGCAGGCAGGAGGAGGAGAGGGAGCAGGAGGAGGAGGCGGGUGGUGGCAGCGGCAGUGUGGCGGGUGCGGUUGCGGCCACUGCGGCGGCGCUCAUGCGGCAUGUCAUGCGGGGUGUGGGCAGGCCCUCCUCCCCCUCCCCCUCCUCCUCCCUGCUACCCGACCUAGCAGCCGCGGUGGGGGGCUGGUGGCCGCUGGGGCAGCGGGGGCUGCUGGAGCCGCUGCUGGGGGAGCUGGAGUCCCAACCAGGUGGUGUGGAGGUGUUUGCGGACAUGUGCUGUACGGCAAUGGAGCUGGGGCCCAGGCUGAAUGAGGCGUUUGCAGCGGAGGCCCUACGAGCAGACGUCCCCAGCCUGCUUAACGCGCUCUCCUUCUCUCCCGCCUGCCUGCCCCGCCUCUGGCGCUGGCUGUGUUUCAGCCUGGGGCUACCCCGGGAGGUGCCCGCGGAGGCGGUGCGGGGACUGGAUGUGGCGGCGCUGGCGGGCGGGGUGGCGGGGGUGGGGCCCGCGGGGGCCCGAGUGCUGGGGCUGUUCUGCAGGACCUACUCCCAGCUGCUGCUGGUGCUGGACGACGGCGAGUUCUACGGACAGCAGCCGCGGCCGCUGAGCCUGGGGGCGGCGCGGGCGGUGGGCGCAUGCCUCAACUCACUGGUCUUCCACACAUACCUGCCAAAGGGAUCUCCUCCCUCCUCCGACCCCUCCCCUGGAGCCACCUCCCACCCCGCCUACGCACUCCUCUCCGAGUGGGCGCCCAAGCUGCUCAGGGAGCUGUACGAACGAGAUGUACGGCGGCCGUACUGCCAACCGAUUUUGUGGUUGGCGCCGUACCUUGAAAUGUUUGGGAGCGGGGAGGAGGAGGGCGGCGGAGCGGGGACACACAAGAAGACGAGAUGCCCCCGCCGGCGCACGGGCAGCAGCGGCGGCCGGCCCCGCUUUCUGGACCCGGAAAGCUGGUUCGGGGGCGGGGGAAGCGAAGGAGGGGGAGCAUGGGGACAAGAGGGGGGCUCGGAGCCGCCUCCCCCGCCGGACCCCGCGGCCACCCGCAUAGGGCCCUUCACGACGGGUGCCGUACUGCACUGGCUAAUGUACGGCGGGAGUGGCGGCGGAGGAGGUGGUGGAGGCGGUGUGCAUGAGGAGGAUGACGAGGGCGUUGCGGCUGCGACCUCUGCCGGCGGUAGCGCUGCUGGUGGUGGUGCUGCUGGUGCUGCUGCUCCGGCGUUGCAGUCCCGCCCCGGUGAGGGCUGCCGGCCCAGCAGUGUGGCCUCCCUGCUGCGAGUCAUGCCGCAGGCGGUUCCCUUCCCCCGGCGCGUGGACCUGCUGCGGGCGCUGCUGGCGGAGGACAGGGCGCGCGGGCGCUGGGAGCAGCCCGUCAGUGCGGGGGGGGUGCCGCCGAUAAAGGUCACCAUCCACCGCAGCAGUCUGAUGGAGGACGCGUACCGGGGUCUGGCGGCCCGGGGGGAGGGGAUCAAGGCACGGCUGCAGGUCAAAUUCAUUAACGAGUCGGGACUGGAGGAGGCUGGUUUGGACUUUGGCGGGCUUCAAAAGGAGUUGCUGGAACGAGUGGUGGCGGCAGGCCUGGACGCGCAGUACGGGUUGUUCACGUGUACCUCCCCCGAGGGCCUGGCGCACCCCAACCCCGCUGCGGAGAGGUUGGAGGGCGGACUGCCGCUGCUGGAGUUCCUGGGCCUGAUGUUCGGUAAGGCGCUGUACGAGGGUAUUCUGCUGCCCGUGCCCUUCGCACACUUCUUCAUCGCGCGACUGCAGGGUCGUGCCCCCCUGUUCGACGACCUGGCCUCCCUGGACCCCCAACUGCACAAGAACCUGCUCAUGGUGAAGCGCUACGAGGGCGAUGUGUCCGAGCUGGGCCUCACCUUCGCAGCAUCCACGGACUUCUUCGGCUGCCCCACCACGCAUGAGCUGCUGCCCGGGGGGGCGGAGGUGGCGGUGACCAACGACUCCCGGCUGCUCUACUGCCACCUGCUAGCCGACUGGCACCUGACGGGCAAGCUGGGGACCACUGCGGCCGCUUUCGCAAGGGGGCUGUUCGCCGUCAUUCCGCAGGCCUCCCUGCGUCUCUUUAACCCGCGGGAGUUCAACCAGCUCCUCUCAGGCGCCGCCGACUCCUACACCACCCCCUCCUCCUCCCUCUCCUCUCCCUCCACCUCCCUCGUUCCCCGGCCCCCCGGACCCGCCCCCCUGGACGUGGCUGACAUGCGCCGCUGGACGCGCUACAGCGGCGGCUACAGCCCUGAAUCCCCCACCGUACGGCACUUCUGGCGGGUGGUUUCGGAGCUGAGUGCGGGGGAGCAGGCGGCGCUGCUGCGGUUCGUGACGAGCUGCAGUCGGCCGCCGCUGGGGGGCUUCAGGUACCUCAACCCGCCGCUGACACUGCACCAGGUGGACUGUGACGCGGGUGUGUUUGCCGCGCUGGGCGGCAGGGACGUGAGCCGCCUGCCCUCCGCCUCCACCUGCUACAACAUGCUCAAGCUACCCAACUACCGCCGGGCUGCCACUCUUAGAGAGAAGCUGCUGUAUUCCAUUAGCUCGGGGGCAGGGUUCGAGCUGUCGUGAGGGAGAGAGGGAGGGAAAAGAGGAGCUGGGCAGUGCAGGGGGGUCAAAGACCAUACCAAACCACCGGAAACCACAGUGCAGGGGGGAGGUGUCUGGCCUUGGGUGUUUGAUCUGGUGGUCCGGGGACCAGGUUGGUAGCGCUGGG
Astrephomene gubernaculifera is the source of this 4826-nucleotide messenger RNA. NCBI's taxonomy places the organism in Eukaryota, Viridiplantae, Chlorophyta, Chlorophyceae, Chlamydomonadales, Astrephomenaceae. The record is from the annotation of a GenBank genome assembly.